AUGACUGAGGUGUCGUCAACCCGCCUUUAUCUUGGGAACCUUCCCCGCAACGUAACCAAAGGUGACAUCGAAGAACAUUUCAGCAGCCAUGGCUCUGGUAAGAUCACGGAGAUCAAGCUGAUGAACGGCUUCGGCUUCAUCGAGUAUGACGAUCAACUUGAUGCCAGAGAUAUCGUGCCUGGUAAAACCACCCACCGUCCCGUGUGUGUGCGCGCUGACUUGCUAAUUCGAUCUUUUCGUGCAGCGUUCCAUGGCAGCGAUUUUAAAGGCGAACGACUCACCGUUCAGUUUGCGCGUGGCCCUCGCCGCAAGGAGGCCUUCCAAGGACCACCUGACCGCAAUGCUGUCCCUCGUCCACGUCGUACCGUGUUCCGGAUGCAAAUUUCCGGUCUUCCAGAAACAAGUUGGCAGGACCUGAAAGAUUUCGCCCGCCAGUCUGGACUGGACGUCGUUUACUCCGAGACUGGCCGUGAGCAAGGCAGAGGGUUUGUGGAGUUUGAAACCGCCAACGACCUAAAGACUGCCGUGGAGAAACUGGACCAGCGAGAGUUCAAGGGCUCAACUGUCUCUUGCGUUGCCGAUAUCCAAAGCUUUGAGGAACGCCCUGUGCGCGACCCAUACCGGUCUCGCUCCCCACCUCGUCGCCCUUAUCCAGCCCCCAUGGAUGAAUACGACCGCCGGGUCCCUCCUCCUCCUCGUGGCUACAGUCCCCGGGACCACUACCGCGAGCGGUCUCCAAUCCCCAUCCGCCGGGAUCCCUACUAUGAACGGGAUGGCUAUGCCCGCCGGACCCCUCCUCGUCCCCGGAUGGAAGACUACCCUCCACCACGUCGCCCCUACGAAGAACACCCGUAUGAUGCUCGGCCUCCCCCUCCCCCCCGUCACUAUGAUGAUCCUUACCUAGCUGCGCGUGCCUAUGGUCGUCCUCGCUCUCCACCCAGAAGUGACUAUGUCCCUUACGACCGCCCACGCUACUGGUAG
Penicillium soppii is the source of this 981-nucleotide messenger RNA. RefSeq lists its product as uncharacterized. Gene Ontology annotation, molecular function: mRNA binding. Gene Ontology annotation, cellular component: nucleus; ribonucleoprotein complex; cytoplasm. The record is from RefSeq and is a predicted model, not a curated record. The transcript has 6 exons. Bases 1 to 981 code for a protein of 326 amino acids. NCBI's taxonomy places the organism in Eukaryota, Fungi, Ascomycota, Eurotiomycetes, Eurotiales, Aspergillaceae.